Panthera uncia (snow leopard) is the source of this 1117-nucleotide messenger RNA. RefSeq names its product coiled-coil domain containing 70 (gene CCDC70). The record is from RefSeq and is a predicted model, not a curated record. NCBI's taxonomy places the organism in Eukaryota, Metazoa, Chordata, Mammalia, Carnivora, Felidae. The transcript has 2 exons. The coding region runs from base 161 to 967 and encodes 268 amino acids.
UGACACCUAUUGGUGAAGUCAAAAAUGGAAGACGGAAAAGUCUUUCUCUUUCCACUCCUUAAAGUCCCUUACCCAUUGUGGGUCUCCCUACCCUGUGAGUCAGGACUAAGAGGGGCAGAGGGAUCACUGCCAACAGUGUCAGGGGGUCUGUGAUGUGACAAUGACUGCCUGGCCUCUGAGGGCUACUGAGGACUGCCCAGUUGGGAAACAGCUAAGCAGGUUUGACCAGCUGACCUGCACUUGGCCAACAGUCCUGUCCUCCAUCAUGGCCACCCCACCAUUCUGGCUAACUAAGAAGAUGUUUCCCUUCAAAGUGGGCAAAUGGAUGGGGCUUGCUUGCUUUCGGUCAAUGGUGGGAUCCUCACCCAACAUACGCCAGAAGAAACUAAUCUGCAAGUUGCAGGAAGAUAAGGCUUUUCGGGAAGAGAUGAAAAUUUUUCUUGAGAAAAUAGAAGACUUCAGAGAAAAGAUGUGGAAUUUCCGAGGCAAGAUCCAUGCUUUCCGGGGUCAGAUCUUGGGCUUUUGGGAAGAGGAGAGACCUUUCUGGGAAGUAGAGAAGACCUUCUGGAAAGAGGAAAAAGCCUUCUGGGAAAUGGAAAAAUCUUUCCGGGAAGAAGAAAAAACCUUUUGGAAAAAGUACCGUACCUUUUGGAAGGAGGAUAAGGCCUUUUGGAAAGAGGACAAUGCCUUAUGGGAAAGAGACCGGAACCUUUUUCAGGAGGACAAGGCCCUGUGGGAGGAAGAGAAAGCCCUGUGGGUGGAGGAAAGAGCUCUUCUUGAGGAGGAAAAGUCCCUGUGGGAGGAUAAAAAGUCCCUCUGGGAGGAAGAGAAUGCCCUCUGGGAAGAGGAGAAAGCAUUCUGGGUAGAAGGUGGUGGCCAUAUUGCUGAGGAGCAGAUACCUGAAGACAGGCACCACAACAUCAAUGGAGGGCCCCAAUCACUGGCCCUCUUCCGAGGCAGAGCGUGAGAACAGGACAUGAAGGGACAUGGGGUCCAGACUCUGUUGGAUAGGGAUUCAAGUCCAGGGUGACCCAACGUGCUGGAGAAAAUAGGCCCUUGUUUGUCUCCUUGCUUCAAAAGACCUAAUAAAGUCCUGAGAAGAGGUUUGGGAAAACAA